GUUUUUUUUUGCCAGUUUGUUUUUUUGGCGCUUUGAGUGCUAAGCUCCAGUUGGUGAAGGUUUACAUAUGAAACUCUAAUUAUUUAUUUUAACAAAAGUCAUAUUUUAACCUGUUUAUAAUCGGGUCGAGAUGUUUUUUACUCAGUUUAUAAAAUGAACCUGGUGAAUUUGUAAAUAGAAGUGAACUCAAUUCCACAAAAAAAAGUUAAUUUCAUUAAAACACUUUGAAUUUUUUGUGUUUUUAAAGAAAUGGAUCGACCAUCAAGGAAUAAGAAAACCAUCAGUUAUUCAGACUUCUUGGAUGAUGAUGAUGAUGAGGAUUUUGCCACGGUGAAAGUCCCUCCGAACAAAAAAGCCAGAGUUUCUGUUAAAGAAUCUCAGCCAGAGAAAAGCAGGAAAAAUGAACUCGUCGAUUUACCAGCUAAAGCACGCAAAGAAAGAGUGUCUCUGGAUGAAAAACUGUAUGACAGACAUCUAGAAGCUGCUCUGAUUCUGUCUCAUCUUGAGUCUGCAGAAAAGCUCAGAGAGCCACUUAGCAACCCUUUAAAUGAAGAAGUAAAGCUCCAGGAAGAUGCACCUCCAGUGCUGACACACUUCACUGUCGAUGGCAGCUGCUUUGAUGGGAAUAAACCUUCAAGUCUGCCUUCUGAAGACGUGCCCCCUGUGCUGUCCAACUGUAGCGUGGAUGUCACCAGCUUGGGUUUAGAUCACAUCAGCAGUGAGCAGAUGCCCUCGUCUGCUAUAUGCACUAAGAGAAAGUCCCAAAAAGUGACAGAGCAACAGAGUAAACAGAACGAAGAGGAUGAAGACUACAGACCUCAGAACACACCAGAGAACGAGUCAGAGUUCAGUGACUUGGACGAGAGCGAGGAUGAAGAGUACACCGUGAAGAGAAAACAAGAUAAAAGGAAACUAUCUAAGAAAGAGAAAAGGACAUCUCCAAAAUCUAUUAAGAAAGAGAAGAAGCCAGUGAAAGUGGCUAAAACCAAACCACAGUCUAAAGUCAAAAACUCUUCAGGACUGAGUAGUCCAGAAGUCAGAAGUCCAUCUGCUGCACAGCCUCUCUCUGCACUAAACAGAAGUCCCAGCACUCCUCCUGUCAAUAAAUCUGCUCUCCAAUCCAGUCCUGCUGGAGGCAGAGUGCCAAAGUGGACUCCUCCUGGCUUGGUAGGAAGGAGCCCUAGUUCAUGUCAGAGUCCUCCCCUGAAGUCUCCUGGUCUGGGUCUGCGAUUAGGACUGUCCCGCCUGGCUCGAGUUAAACCCCUGCAUCCCAAUUCUGUUGCACAUUAGAUGCUUUUUGUCAAAAAAAAAAAAAUCAUUAUUUUGAAUAGAAUCUGUACUGCUAAUGAGUGAGUCUUCACUUUUUUAUUGAAAAUCAUUCAAUCGACAUAUUGUCGUUUUAUGUGUCUUUGUGUAUUUGUCUUUAUGGUGUGAAAAUUAAAGGUGUAAAUUAAAUUCUUGUCAUCGUUCGAACAAGGUCUCCAAACCCGGGGUUUUGCACAGAAAUAGGGCGGUUCAGACGUGUGGCACAGACUGACAGAUUGAACGAAACUGUAAUGUAUUUCAUUUUAUUAUCUUGGUUAUACAAAUUCAGUAAACUGUUCUGUUUU
Molecule: messenger RNA, 1610 nt
Organism: Tachysurus vachellii
Lineage: Eukaryota; Metazoa; Chordata; Actinopteri; Siluriformes; Bagridae
Gene: rad51ap1
Product: RAD51 associated protein 1
Exons: 10
Coding region: 250-1290 (346 amino acids)
Biological process (GO): interstrand cross-link repair; double-strand break repair via homologous recombination
Molecular function (GO): double-stranded DNA binding; single-stranded DNA binding
Source: RefSeq, a predicted model, not a curated record